Messenger RNA from Solanum dulcamara, 1873 nucleotides. RefSeq lists its product as uncharacterized. NCBI's taxonomy places the organism in Eukaryota, Viridiplantae, Streptophyta, Magnoliopsida, Solanales, Solanaceae. The transcript has 7 exons. Bases 207 to 1472 code for a protein of 421 amino acids. The record is from RefSeq and is a predicted model, not a curated record.
AAAAACUAGCUCAAAAACUUUAAAUAAACCCAUCCAAAUAAGUUCUAAAAGGAAUGUUUACACAGGGUAUUUUGGAGAACUAAAUACUGUAGGCAUUGUGAUAUAGAUAAAUUUUCAGUUUCAGGAUUAAAACAAACGUACCGUAUUUCAUUGCACUCUUUCGUCUCCUCUUCUGCUGUGUGUUGAGGCGUACGAAGCACGCAACAAUGGCACCCAGAGGAAGACCCAGAAAGCGAUUAAGCCGAAUGGACGCAGCAACAGAUGCCAUGACAACUUUCGGUUUUGACGAACGGCUCAUUCAGAAAACAGUAAAACAACUACUGAAGGAAUACGGCGGAGAUGAUGGAUGGGUCUUUAUCGAGGAAUAUGGCUACAAAGAACUCAUUGAAGCUAUUCUUCGUGAUCAAGAGAGCAAUGAUGAAGACAUUACGAAACAAAAGGGUGUCUCCUCACAAGCUGAACGAGCAGAAGACCCUGUUUUACAAAGCAUCCUUGGUCCCUCAGGCACUCUCGUUGAUUCCACAUACAACAAAGCUGGUAAUACUGUUGGAGAAACAUCAUGCUCUGAGCUUGUCAAUGCAGUAGCACCAAUAUAUGUAGAGCUUUGGGGAAACAAACAAGACAUUUGCAGUACUGAAGUAUUUUGUCCCCCACCAGUUGAAGGAGAUGGAAAUAUCCGGAAAGACGUAGUGGAAGGCCAAAUCUCUACCCAGAAGGAGUUGGGUAAUGCAGUUUGCCGUGAUGGUGGGAAUUCCAAGAAUCAAAUGCAGUCCGGGAGUAACUCUCAUGUUUUUGCUUCACCUCCAACUUCUUCCCCCUGCCCAGUUAAUUAUCUGAAUUUGUGUUCUGGGAGUCAUGUGCAAUCAGGAAAUAACUGUCAUGUUUCUACUCCACCUCCAACUGCUUCACUAUGGCCAGUUAAUCAUCUUGCCCCUCCUCUUGAUCAUCACCCUACAGCUCUUCCUUCCUCAAAGGGUGUUUCCUCACAAGAUGAAAGAGCAGAAGAUCCUGCUUUAUUAAGUACCUCGUGUCCUUCAGGAACUCUUGUUGAUGCAGUAGAACCUACACACGAAGAACUUUGUAGUAACAAACAAGACAUUGACAGUACUGAAGUAUUAUGUCUCCCACCAGCUGAAGGAGAUGAACAGAGGUGUAAAGACAUAUGGGAGGACCAAACCUCUAUCCAGAAGGGAACGGCUAAUGUUUUUUGCAGUGGUGGUGGAAAUUCUGGGAGUCAAGUGCUGCAAGAAGGCUGUACUACUAUACUUCCAUCUUCUUCCCCAUGCCCAGUUAAUAGUGUGCCUGCCCCUGCUGAUCAUUUCCCAACAACUCUUCCUUCCUCAAAGCGAGUUUGCCUUCAGCCACCAAGAAGGCACUUUCCUUGUUAUGGCUGGAUUGAAAGUGAUAAUGAAGAGGAUGCUGACGACUUCUUACAAUUACCACCAAUGAAAUGCGUAGAGUUUAGUAAAUGAAUAGUUGGGUUGUAGGGGCUUAUUUGCUGCUUGUAUCAAGCCAAAAGACUUUUCAAUCACCAUGCUUGCUGCUUCUUCCAUUUAGUUUCUCUUUUUGGUUAUCAAAAGUAUAGACCGUACGUGAACCUUAAGGAAGUUAUAUGCUGUCUAUGAACUUACACCAUAGAUGCCAAAAUUGUUCAUUUUUCCUUAUGCAACAUCUCUAGAACCUAUCCAAUUUGUAUGACAGAAAAUUCUUGGCAGGGAAACCAACUGAAUUCAAUUCGAGAUUGGUUUUGCAAUUUACUGCGCUUGCACAAUUUGGUUUUAUUUUUCGGAAAAAAAGGUUAAAAAUUCCCUCAUUGUAGUAGAAAUUUGUUUUAAAAUGUCCCUCCACCUAUUGGAUUAUUUUUGUCUCUCUA